Messenger RNA from Planococcus citri (citrus mealybug), 2577 nucleotides. RefSeq names its product probable peptidoglycan muropeptide transporter SLC46. The record is from RefSeq and is a predicted model, not a curated record. The transcript has 6 exons. Bases 375 to 1748 code for a protein of 457 amino acids. Lineage: Eukaryota; Metazoa; Arthropoda; Insecta; Hemiptera; Pseudococcidae. Gene Ontology annotation, biological process: transmembrane transport. Gene Ontology annotation, molecular function: transmembrane transporter activity. Gene Ontology annotation, cellular component: membrane.
AGAAUCCUCAUUAUACGUAACCAUAAUGGGAAGUAUCGUUAAUGCAGCUAAAGAGUAAAUACACGGUUAGUUUUCACUUCGUAUGAUAGGUGAACCUACGAUAACGUGCAAACUUGACAUUUUUUUUUCAAUCAGUGAAUAAUGAAUUUUCUUGGUAGUUCAUGCGGGAUAUCAGUUCGGUGAACGUAAAAUUUCCAAUGCGUUAUUUGCAUAGGUAUACUAAAACUUGUCGAUAAUGGCGUCAAACUGUGUCCAGAUAAUAAGUUUUCAUGACAUUUUGGUGAAAAACAAUAUUGAUAAUCGAAUUUUGAGUACCUACGUAGUUUACUCGGUGUUAGCUCAGUACUUUUGAAUUUUGAAGUAUAAACAUAGCCAUGCCUAAAAAUCGAUCUCGAAUCUUGAAAAUUAUGUCCGUCGAGCCGGCACUUUGCCUUUACACCAUGGUCUUCGUAAUGAUCGAUUCCACAAUCACCAAUCUUUUGCUUCAGAAAAAAUGCCGAUUUAAUUGCACAUCGGAACCAGACUUGAAUACACCUUGCGACGAUGAAAAACAAGGAAUACUUUUCGUAUCCGAAGUAAAUUCCAUCUAUCGAUUAUCGAUGUACUUGCUGUGUUCAAUUUACGUCGUGUUAGCGGCGGGCUGGAGUGAUAUAGCAGGACGUCGUCGAAGACCUUUGAUCUUGUUUCCCAUAAUAGGAUUAAUUUGCCAGUCAGUGAUGGGAUGUUUACAUACGUAUUUUUGGAGUUGGCCUCCCUUCACGGCUGCUUUAUCAAAUCUCAUAUUUGACGUGAUAUCUGGCGGAAUACCAGUAAUAAAUGUGGCAAGUAUUACGUAUAUGUGCGAUGUGACUGAUGUGAAAAGUCGUACCAUGAAAUUGGGACUUUUAUCAGCUGCCAGAACUUUUGGUGAUCUUGUAGGAUUCGGAAGUUCCGGAUUUGUGCUCCGUAGUGUGGGAUUCUUUUAUAGUUUCUUUCUAUGUCUGAUGUUAUCGUCAAUGGCGUUGGUAUUGGCGUUGUUUCUAGUCGAAGAUAUAUCAAUACCAGUUGACAAGAAACCUCAUAUUUGCCAGUUCUUUAAUUUAAUGCGGAUCAAGGAUGCUACCGAAGUGGUGUAUAAGAAAAGUCUGGGACGGAAUAGGAUCGUGGUUACGAUGUUGUUUGUUAUUUCUACUUCGGUGUUCAUUACAACGCAAGGAGAAAAUGGUGUUCAAUAUUUGUUUCUUCGGUACAAAUUUCACUGGGAUGAACGAGACUAUAGCUUCUAUGUUAUUUAUAGGUACAUCGGAGUCAUUAUAGGAAAUGUGUUCUGCUCAGUAAUUUUGAGCAACAUUUUGGGAGUGCACGAUGGAUUAAUUGGUGUUUUUGCCGGAACAUGGGACACUAUCGCUGCUUUUGGAUAUCUGUUCGCGAGCCAAAAUUGGCAUCUUUACAUAAUUCCUAUAUUCGACAUAUUCCAUGGUACCGCUUACACGGCGAGUUCUGCAUUCCUGAGUAAAUAUUACAAUAGUGACGAAUUUGGACGUCUGCAAUCUUUUCUUACUUUAUUUGGACUACUGAUACCAGCCUGCCAUCCCAUAUACAGUGAAAUCUUCCGCAGAACGUUGGAAGUUUUUCCUUCGUCAUAUUUCAUCUUCAGUAUCGCAUUGGAUGUGAUAGUUGUUUUAUUAUAUUGCUUAUCGUAUUCACUUAGUAAAAAAUUUCAAACCAAAAAAGCAGUGGGACAAGAGGAGAUGCCAAUGAUGAUGUAGAUAGACGCAAACGUUGUGGUGCAUCUACAGACACUAAUCACAUUAUCUAGUCAAACUAUCAAAUAAUACCUACAAGGUGUGAAAAAUGUGAUGUGUGAUGAAAUUAAGCUACAUAGUUGAGAAACUUUCUAGUGUAAGUACCUACGUACGAGUAUCUAGAUCUACGUAGAUGUUUGGUAAGUUAGAAAUUGGAGUAGGUAGAUAUGAGUGAAAUCGACUUUUUUGAUCAGCCAAUAAUUCGAUUAGCUUAAUGUAAAAUUCAUUAAUCGAUUUUUCUCGAUUACCUAAUAUGUUAAAAAUACUUAUAUUGUUAGUUACCCACUGGCUUAUCAGAAUAAUUGACGAUUUGAUAUUUUGUGACAGAAUAGUUAUAACCAAACCAGUGUAAAAUCACAUAGAAAAUGUUUUAAAAAAUGGUCCCGAAGAAAUCAAAAAUAUUAUUUAAUGUGGAUUGUGUGAUUAAGAUUUGCCUAUCUUUAAAUUUGAACUAAGCCUUCCUUCAAACAGCUUUCGAUGUUAUUGUUUUAAAAAAAUGUUAAAUCCCCUUUAAAAUAUGAUAAAGUACGAUAAUUUGAUAAUGGUUUUUUUGUUCUCAUAACCUGACUUUCAAAAAAAAAAUAAAAAAAAAAAAAAAUGCAAACCACUCUGGUCAAUAAGUUACUUUUUAAAUUACAAAGUAGCAACUGAAACUACACGUAAAUACUUGUGAUUGCCUAUCGUAAAUUCAAAAGGAACCAAUGUUUAAUUGAAUAAUGAUUUAUCACUUUUUUAAAAGUCAUGUAAUUUGUUGAGUCACCAGAUGAGAAGCAAUAAACAUGUGAUCGGCGUU